AUGUCUCCCAUGAUCUUGGAACAUGGUGUUUCUGCCAUCAAUGGCUUCAUGCAAGACUCAACCAAGAGGGACGUUGAUGCCUAUGAUGUAGUUGUCGUCGGCGGGGGAAUCGCAGGAAUUGGAGCGGCAAUUGGUGCCAGACAAGCAUCCCCAGGUUCAUCGGUCUUAAUCAUUGAGUGUGAAGGAUGCUUAGGGGGAGCCGCAACCCAUCGUGGCGUCUUGUCAUUUGCCGGAUUGUACAGUGUUGAAAGUGAGCCACGGCGAGCCGUUGGUUCGAUAUGGUCAGAGCUACAUGAAAGAUUAGUUGAGGAACAUGCUGCAGCUGUAACUCCUGACCGAAUCGUGGCAUACGUCCAGAACUUCGACCCCGAAGGAUUAAAGCGAGUCUUGGACGACUUGACAAGAUCCUAUGGUAUCGACGUCCUUCUGCAUUGCACCGUGGUCGGCGGUGAGCGCUGCGAUCACCAAUUGGCCGCAGUUGAGAUUCAGGAACGAAGAGGCCGACGGAAGAUCACCGCAAAGGCAUUCGUUGACUGCUCUGGCGACGGUGAUCUGGCUUAUCAUGGCGGUGCAUCUACGCGAUACGGCAAUCAUGGCCAUGUGAAUAUGGGCUCCUUGGCUACGAGGUUUGGCGGAUUAGCUGACGCAAACCCCACAUCCGCUGCGUGGCGCGAUGCAAUCAUUGCUGCGAAAGAACAAGACCCAAGCUUGAAGAAGAGCAUUCCUCGGAAUGUUGGUGUGCUCAUCAAAUUACCCGGAUCUGGCGAUAUCAGUACAUACAUGGCCUCGGCGCAGUAUGAUGCAAGGAACAGUGCUAGCAUAGCUGCAGCUGAACGAGAGGGUAGGAGACAGGCAAGAGUGUACCUCGACAUACUGCGGAAGCUGCCUGGUCACGAAAAGAUGUAUCUUGUCUCAUCAGGACCGAAUUUUGGUACUCGGGAAUCACGGCACAUCAACUCCCGCUAUCAAUUGACCGAAAGCGAUAUCCUGGAAAGUCGAGACUUUGUAGAUACGGUGGCAAUAGGUGCAUGGUACAUGGAAUGGCAUGAUGGUACGAAAGAAGACUGGCCCAUAAUCUUUAAAGCUCCACCAAACGGCACAUUCGACAUCCCCCUUCGAUCCUUGUGGAGUGAAGAUACUUCUAACCUCUUCUGUGCUGGCCGUUGCAUCGACGGGGAUCAAUCCGCCAGCAGUGCUUUCAGGGUCCUAGGAACAGCCUUGGCCACAGGUCAAGCUGCCGGAACCGCUGCUAGUUUGAAAGCCCUCAGAGGCGUCGAUCCAAGCCAUCAAGAUGUGCAGAGUGUCCUAAUGAAGCAUGGAGCCCUCCUCGAUAGGAAUGUCUUGGUGAAGGCUUCAUAUGUGGAGGAGCCGGAGGGUCGAAACCUCUCACAUCAUGAGGCGCUCCAUACUUAG
This is a messenger RNA of Exophiala aquamarina CBS 119918, 1413 nucleotides long. RefSeq lists its product as uncharacterized. Lineage: Eukaryota; Fungi; Ascomycota; Eurotiomycetes; Chaetothyriales; Herpotrichiellaceae. The coding region runs from base 1 to 1413 and encodes 470 amino acids. The record is from RefSeq and is a predicted model, not a curated record. The transcript has 2 exons.